Gadus chalcogrammus (walleye pollock) is the source of this 4575-nucleotide messenger RNA. RefSeq names its product tetratricopeptide repeat domain 33 (gene ttc33). The record is from RefSeq and is a predicted model, not a curated record. Bases 593 to 1402 code for a protein of 269 amino acids. Lineage: Eukaryota; Metazoa; Chordata; Actinopteri; Gadiformes; Gadidae. Gene Ontology annotation, molecular function: protein binding. The transcript is spliced from 4 exons.
GCGCAAACAAGCUGUUUCACGCAUUUUGAGGGGCGUUCUUGAACGGCGCGAACUCGCCCUGGCUCAGACUUAGAUUGUUCCAGCUGCUUAGCAGACGUAAAACAUGUAUAAAUACGGCAUACAACUGUCUAAAGCAAAGUGAAAAGUCGAACAAACAUAUCACCCCUUGGAUGUGUAUUUAUGAAGUGAUUCCUAAAAUACGUACUAUCUCUUUAACUUUCCAGGACAACACGGUUCUUCUUCCGGGGCAGAAUUUGAAGGCUCAAAACAUGGCUGUAGUAUCUGAAGUAUAACUAAAGCUUCAGAUUUUGGUGUGGCUGUAGAUGUAUGUUAAUAAUUCAAUACUUUCUGAGUCAUCCGAACACCCCUUCUGCCUUUAGGGUCAGACAUGGAUGCUUUCCAUUAAGCUGUAGCGCUAUGCCCAGGACUGCAGAAGACUAGCAUAAAGGUUACCGAGCCACACAGCCACAACCGUAUGGUUUAUAAAGUUGUAAUAACCAUGAGGGCUGCAGUGAACUAAAGGUAGAACUAAACGUGAGUUUAUCAAGUUGCCCCCACUGUCAACAGCUACUUAAUCCUUUAGUCUCUCAAAAUGGCUUCAUUUGGCUGGAAGAGGAAGGUUGGGGAGAGGGUGUCCAAGUCCACGUUACAGCAGUUUGAGUCCGAGGCAGAGAAGGCAGGGGACCGACCCCGUAAAGAGGACGGCGUGGACUGGAUGCACGCCAUCAAGAGACGCCGGGAGGUUUUGCUGGAAGACUGCGAGACCAAGAGCGAGAGGCUGAAGGGUGAAGGUGCUUUGCUGGCCGAGGAAGGCAGGCAUUGGGAAGCCAUUAAGAAAUGGGACGAGGCCAUUCAGCUCACACCAGAAAACCAUCUGCUGUAUGAAAUGAAAUCUCAGGUGCUGUCCAUCCUGCAGGAGCUGUUCCCGGCGGUGAAGGCGGCGGAGAUGGCGGUGAAGCUGAAGCCCAUGUGGUGGGAGGGCUGGCAGACCCUGGGCCGGGCCCAGCUCAGCCUGGGCGAGGUGGACCUGGCGGUGCGCUCCUUCCAGGUGGCGGUGCACCUGAGUCCGUCUGACCCGGCACUGCGGGAGCAGGACCUGGCCUGGGCCCAGAAGCUCCAGCGGCAGCAGCGGGCCGCCCAGGAGAGGACCCUGCAGGAGGACGAAGCCCAGCGGCUGGUGCUGGACGCGCCCGAGCUGCGGCGCGACUACGACGACUUUGAGUCGGACGAGGUGCUGGAGGCGUGCACCGCGGUGGCAGAGCGCCAGCGGCGUCUGGAGGAGCUGAGGCGGACCACGGUGGUGCUGGACGCCGACGGGAACGUCAGGAGCAUCGUGGCGCCGGCGGGGGCGGGCGGGGCUGAGACGUCCCAGGCGCCGCUGGUCAAAGCGCGGGGGCUCUGAGGCGGUCCACCGGCGGAGGUGGUAGUACGUAGCAGGGACAACACGAGCAGGGUCGACUUUAUUUAACGUAGUGCUCUAGAUGUUUAUUUUGUUUGCAGGUGGGACCCGGUCGCCCCUCCACUCGCUCAGUCCCAACGCAGGGUUAAUUAUCUGCCGCACUGCAAAGAGAGAUUUAUGUGUCAUUGUAUGUACAUAUUUGGGCUUCUGCUGCGAGGGACACAAAGGCCGCGGAUGCAGCACAUGGACUACUUGAUAUGUUGAAGAAAAGCAGAACGAGAAUAAUCGUAGAGGCCAUAGGUUCUCACAUUUUUUAUUGUUAUUCUGCAAAAUAAGGGAAGUUAAAAGAAAAACAUUCUUAUCUGAAGAAAGACCAAGGCACUUAACAUCUUAACAUGCUGUAUAUUCACUGUGAGGCUUCUGCUACCCAAACAUCAUUCAAUUAAAUAAAAAACCUCAAAAAUAUGAAUGACUUUGUUUUGCUAAGAUCCUAUACACCACCUUACUCAUUGCCUUCUGUAUCAUUGCUCCCUUCUCGUCGCAUGCCUGUUCAGGGUCAGCAGGGCUUGGUGUGCACCAUUAAAUGGACUGCAUCUAUACAGCGCUUUUUGAACCAAUGGCCAACCAUGCAAGGUGACAGCCAGCUCGGCGGGAGCAGUUGGGUUGAGGUGUCUGGCUCAAGGACACCUCAAAACUCAGUUAGGAGGCGCCGGGGAUUGAGCUAGCAACCUUCCGGUUACCAGCCAACCCACUCUAUCUCCUCAGCAAAUGUAGCCUCUUAUUACUGCAUACUACCACAGCAUUUUGAACCGUUCCCUUGAUCCACAACAGUUUCUGUAGUUCCUGUUUCUGGAAUGACUUCUGGGUCCCUGGAAUCGGGCUCAGUAGGCCUUCUGCAGCUUCCCAAUUUUGAACACAAAACCAUUUCUUCUUUAGAAUCAGAGAAGUUCCUAAAUGAAGAUUUCACAAUGAUAGUAACCCCUCCUCCCCCCACGAUGUCACUUUGGAUAAAGUAUAUUUUUAUACUAUCUGAUAACAGUUAUAAUAUUUUAAUGGGUGGUGUGUUAUGUCAAGAAUCUGGCACUAACCAAAAGCAGGUGACUUGGCAUGGUUUAAGCCCCAGACAGUAUGGGACAAUAGUCUGGGCGUGGUUCCUACACACUGUUAAAACAAGGAACUAUAUUUCGAUCCGCCCAAUGUCAUACAAUUAUUUAUGUAACCAUAGGGAGCACAUUCCUGUGUGCUCACAGAUAUGCUGAAGAGUGUAAAUAGUCAUCAUUCUGGGAUCUCUGCUAACUUAUUGGAGCAAUUAUUUAGCUUGGCCCUGCAUAUCCAUAAUAUGUCAUGAACCUUCAGAAGAUUUUUCAAACUUUACCUUUAUCAGAGAAUACUGAUUUUUUGUGUUUUUCAUUUUAUACUUAAUUUUAAAUGCUGAUAUUUGACAUGUGAUGAAGAGAUGAGUCCCCUUAUGAUGCGAUAGUGAUUUACUAAUUGUGCUAUCAUACAGCAGUUAUCUAAUGCGAUGUGUAUGUAGACCUAUUGGAUUCCUUCUGAUUUGGUUAUUGGGAAGAAAUCUUUGGCAAUCCGCGGGCAGACGAUAACAAAUCGAACGCAACAUCUUUCAAUCGUUCUCGCUUCUCUUCAAUCCACGAGGUUGCGUGGGUGAUCUGACCCCAGACGUGGUGAUCAAUAGUCAAUCUGGCUCAUGACUGGGGCGUUAUUCCUUGGAUGCUGUCCGCUGCUCGGGACAAUUAUUUGUCCGCUGAGCAACAAACUUCUCUUCUAUUUUAUUCUGUUAGGGGAACUCAAAUUAAAAGUCACGUCCAAGCGUAACAUUUUGGGUGUUUUAAAAGCGAUGAACAGACAAAUGCAUAAUGAAAAGAGGAAGGUGUAAGUCUCGUAACGCGGUCUCCUAUAGGCUACAUGGAGAGGAAUUUACACUUAGGACAACGUUUUUAAAUGUGAUUUAGGCUUUUACUUUAUUUAAUUUUGGCACCACACAGUUCACUGGAAAUGAAAUGGAUAGGCCUAUUAUAAUUUGAAGUGGUCAUAAAGACAGAUUUAUAUUUGCAUGUGUGAUCUAACGUGAAUUCAGCAGCGGUUCAUGACGUUAAUUCGUGAAAAAUUAUAACGUUGAUAAAUAGGAAAAUAUUCACAAUGGGAUGGAAACAAUGGAAACCUUUCAAGAAAGCAAAUGAUUUAUACUUAAAUCAAUGUCUUUGUUCAAAUAGCGAUUCUUUGAGCGAUCAUUUAGGAAAUACACAUUCUUGGAUGUAGCAUAGGCCUAGUUUAAGUUGUAUUAUGUAUGUCUGUCUAGAAGUUACAGUAUUAGCUGCCAAAUGUCGAAAUGAGUUAUUUUCAUAGCUUGGGUAGGACUGCAUGCUGCCAUGACAACCAGUAUGGUUUAAUAUAAAAAUGUGAAUGCAUGGUCUGAAAUUGAUGGAAACCUAACCUUAUGGAUCUUCUCACAGAGAAGACAAUGUGAAAUGCUAAAAAGUUAACAUCAUUCAUGAGACACACAUCGACGGUAGUGCAAAGCCAGUCAGAAGAAUCAGCCAUUUUUUUGGUUUGUAAAAAUAAAAUGUUCACUUUACACAAAGAAUGUCAAUAUGAAAGUAACAGGGCUAGACCUAGUUGGUUUUUGAGAUUACAAUUUUUUGCGGGGGUAUUUUGUCGGAGGCUAUUUGCAAGAGAUAAAAUGCGAUAUUGACAAUGACAACUAGUACGAGUAAAACAUUCAGUUUUGCAUUUCUCCCAUAGGCCUAGGCCUGCCUCUCAGUAGUCCAAUCGCAGCAGUCUAUAGUCUCCAUCCGUAAUAUUCACUACAUCUCAGUAGUUUCAUCACACAGUCCAGUAGGCUAUCCAUCAGUAAUAUUCACUAGCCUACAUCAGUAGUCCCAUUACACAGUCUAGUAUCCAUCAGUAAUAUUCACUACAUCUCAGUAUACCCAUCACAGACUCUUAAUAGUCACUACAUCUCAGUAGUCACAUGACACCGUCUAGUAUCCAUCAGUAAUGUGUCCGGUGGAUUUGCUCCGUGUUCCCGGUUUAGAUGCAUUUCUCCCGCGCGCUCUGCGCCACGUCGGUAAAGGUCACGUUAAGCGCGUGGUCCUUGGCGCCCAUCACAAGUCCUCCUGCCGAUGACAUGCCGUUCCCGGUGCGCAGCCCGCUUAGUU